This is a messenger RNA of Siniperca chuatsi (mandarin fish), 3166 nucleotides long. Its product is annotated as SR-related and CTD-associated factor 4-like. Bases 222 to 2513 code for a protein of 763 amino acids. Lineage: Eukaryota; Metazoa; Chordata; Actinopteri; Centrarchiformes; Sinipercidae. The transcript is spliced from 18 exons. Gene Ontology annotation, cellular component: nucleus. Gene Ontology annotation, molecular function: RNA binding; RNA polymerase II C-terminal domain phosphoserine binding. The record is from RefSeq and is a predicted model, not a curated record. Gene Ontology annotation, biological process: negative regulation of termination of RNA polymerase II transcription, poly(A)-coupled.
CCAGGGUAUGUGACGAAGAACACGUACGGGGUGGGAACCAACCCACGAAGCUAGUAGCGAUUCCUAGCAUAGAAGAGCUUUGGCUAGCAAUGUGACCACAUCAGAAUAAAAAAAGAGCCCUUCAGUGUUGCUGGUUAUGUUUUUUGCUAUAUAACUACACAUUGUUAUGAGUGGGUAGAGUAGACACGGCCGUCAAUCGGUUUUCAAAAUAUCAAACCAUCAUGGAUGCAGUUAACGCGUUCAACAUGGAGUUGUUCUCCAUGAUUGACAUGAAGCCUCCAAUAUCCCGUGCUAAGAUGAUGUCUGUCACAAAAUCAGCCAUCAAAGCUAUCAAGCUUUACAAACAUGUUGUCCAGAUUGUUGAAAAGUUCAUCAAGAAGUGCAAGCCAGAAUUGAAAGUUCCUGGUUUGUAUGUGGUCGAUUCCAUUGUUCGACAGUCACGGCAUCAGUUCGGUGUUGACAAGGAUGUGUUUGGGCCCAGAUUCUUGAAGAACUUCACAGAUACCUUUCAAAACCUUUACCGAUGUCCAGAGGAUGAGAAGAGCAAAAUUGUCCGCGUCCUGAACCUGUGGCAGAAGAAUGGUGUGUUCGACAUGGACAUCAUUCAGCCUCUGAUGGAUAUGGCCAAUGGAGCCAUUGUACCUGCCCCUACACAGGAAGUUCCCACUGACCCCCAGCCAGAGACACAUCCUGCUGUCGCUAGUGCCUCAGUUGUGCCUGUGCCCCAGCUACCCAGUCCUGAUGCCUUAGCUGCUGUGGCACAGUUGUUUCAGUCCCCCCAUGGUCAGGAGCUGCAGAGGAUGCUCCAGAACUUCCAGCAGGCAGACAAGACUCUGGCAGCCACCAUUGCAAACAACAUACCAAACCCACCCCAGAUGCCUGUGGCCCAGCUCAACCCAUACAGUGCACAUGCAGAAAAGAAAAGCUCUUUAGCUGAGAAACUUCUUGAUCGAUUUGACUAUGAUGAUGAACCUGAGGAUAUAUCAGCUAAAGAAGGCAGUGCCCAGUCACAUCAUGACAGAGGCAUUCCUGAAAAUGUGUUUAACCAGUUUCCUGGUCAGAUGCCCAACACAGAGAAUGUUCAUCCACAUAUGAUGGGACAGACUGGUGGUAUAGAGCAUGGUGGAGGAAUGAGUCAUGGUGAACAUCAUAUGAUGCCAGAUGAAUUCCGUUCCAUAAAUGAAGCUUAUUCACUAUCGCGGGGAAAUUCAAGAGAAGACUCAACUAUGAGGCAGGAGGGCAGACACAGAGGCUAUGGCAGGAGAUCAAGAUCCAGAUCUGGUUCCAGAUCUCCCAGGAGAAGAAGGUCAAGAUCUUCAUCCCGCUCAAGAAGGUCUAGGCAUCGACGCUCUAGUUCCCGCUCCAGAGAAUGCCGCUGGAGAUCUCGCUCUCAUUCUCAGGACAGGAAUGAAAGAGAGAAGGACAGAGAGCGCAGACAGAAAGGUCUUCCCAGCAUAAAGAGCCAGACUCUCAGUGUUUGCAGCACUACACUUUGGGUUGGACAACUAGACAAGAAAACUCAGCAGUCUGACGUGAUGUCCCUUUUGGAAGAGUUUGGCCAGAUUGAGUCCAUCAAUAUGAUUCCUCCAAGGGGUUGUGCUUAUAUUGUUAUGGUUCACAGACAAGAUGCCUAUACAGCCUUGAACAAACUCAGUAGGGGGGCAUACAAAGUCAAUCAGAAACCUGUUAAGAUUGCUUGGGCUUUGAACAAAGGCAUAAAAUCGGCACACAAAAAGUUCUGGGAUGUGGAGCGGGGAGUUACUUACAUCCCCUGGAGCAAAGUCAAAGUUGAGGAGUUGGAGAGCUAUCGGGAAGGGGGUAUACUGGAUGGAGAGACACUAAAUCCAGAUUGGAAUAAUGCCAAGGACCUCAAUAAGCAGGCAGCUGUAAAUGGAGCACUGGAAUGUGUACCAGCAGAUGGAACCAUCACUGCUCACAUUCAGGUGCCACUGGUUGAACAGGCAGCACCCAUCAGAAGUCCACCUGCUUUUCCUGGCCCCAUCAUGCUGUCACCUACAUCCAUGCCUCCAGGAGGAGGAGCACCUUUCAUCCCCACAGAGUUUGACCCUACAAAAUUGGCACCAGCAGGAAGUGUAAAACCUUCAGAGGAGUCCACCAAGGAUCCUAAAGGAGACAAAGGCACACCCUCAGAUGCGGGUACUAACAGCCAGCUGGGGUCUCCUGCAGCACCGGUGAUGUCAGGCCCAGGAGUCAUGCAGGGUCCCAGACCAGGUAUGCCACCUCUGCAGCCUCCUCCCAGCAUGUCAAAUCCUCAUCUACCUCCAUUCCUCUCACCUCCAAACAUGCCUCACAUGCCCCCACAAAUGAUGCCCGGAGGACCGAUGUUUGCACCAGAUAGGUUCAGAAUGCCUAUGCCCUAUCCUCCUGGUGGCCCUCCUUUCCAUCGACAUCCUUCUAUGGGACCAGAGGGCAUGGAUGGCAGAGAAGGGAGGCAUUUCCGAAAUGGGAGGCCAGGGUUUGGGUGUCCACCCUUUCACAGAGGGAGGUGGUAGAUGUCGGCUGAAUGAUGGACCUGAGGGGAGAGGAUGCUGAACCACCGUGCCAGAAACUAAUAAAUAUCAGGAUAUCUGGUUCAACAAGGACUGCUGUGAACAAUUGGGGGAGCAGAAACUUGUGUUAAGACUUUAUUUUACACCACCAGAACCUUUUCUUAGUGUCAAAUAAACAAUGAAACAAGGCACGGUGUUCUGAAUGUGGUCAAUGCUACUUAAAAUUCACUAGAGAAAAGACUGUUUGCUGUAAAUACUGUAUGUGCUUGUAACUGUUUGCUAGCUUUUUUGUAUAUUUGAAGUUGUGUAGUUUAUGCUUAAGUCUGUAAUCUUGGUAGUUGAAGGUUUAAAAAAAAGGCAAAGUCUGUAUUUUUGAGCUUAUUCCCUCACCAGAGUUUUUGUGUAUGGAAGAAGACUGUAAAAAUCUAUGUCAUACCUUUUUGGUAUUUUGUUUUUAGUAAAAUGCCUUUGUACCACACUGAUGUUUAAUUCUUUACCAGAGAAGCUGGAUUUCAUUUGAGGCAGAAGAGGUUUUCAUGUUCUGCCAGUAGAGGGUAGAGUGAACCCUGUUACCAUGGCCAACCUCUGUUGUACAUUAAGGUCACACCUUGUAGGAUCAUGUACAGUGAAUAAUAAAAAGAGAUACUACCAUUUGA